This is a messenger RNA of Suhomyces tanzawaensis NRRL Y-17324, 4764 nucleotides long. It is a transcript of the gene ESP1, whose product is annotated as separase. The record is from RefSeq and is a predicted model, not a curated record. Gene Ontology annotation, biological process: proteolysis; meiotic chromosome separation. The transcript has 2 exons. The coding region runs from base 1 to 4764 and encodes 1587 amino acids. Gene Ontology annotation, cellular component: mitotic spindle pole body; nucleus; cytoplasm. Gene Ontology annotation, molecular function: cysteine-type endopeptidase activity. Lineage: Eukaryota; Fungi; Ascomycota; Pichiomycetes; Serinales; Debaryomycetaceae.
AUGAACCCCAUUGAUGGCACCCUAACGUCCUUCAUACUUUCGAAUACCUCAAGUCCCUUGUCACCAUCGAAAAAGCAAAACUUAUUCGCUCAAAAUCCAAAAGAAAUCGAGCAUCUUGCCACAAACUACAUCCAAUCUUGCCUGGCAAAAGACCAUACUACAACCUUAUCGAAAUGUUUUAAGAGUUUAUACUUAAUACCCCAAGGUCUCGAACAGUCAAUUUUAGUGUUUAAGAAGCAUCAUGUGUUUAUCAUACAGCUUUUGGAAUCCAAAAACUUGACCGAAGCAUUGCACGAAUUAUCAUAUCUCUAUCAAGGUUUAAACAAAGUCAUUCAUGGCAAAAACAUCGGUGUUUAUGGAGCUACAUCGGCAGAACUUUUGCUGGGUAUUCCCUUCAUUGAUAGUGUGAAUUAUCCCCUUAUAAAUCUAGUGGUGGCUUUCCACUUUUUGGUGCUACAAUGUCUAUUGCAACAUAUAUCUGUGAGUAUUAGACAAGUCGUCGCCGGGAAGGAUAAUUUCGUCACUUUGGAUGUAUUGAAAAUAAUCCCAUCAAUGUUUUUGGAUAAUCAUCCUUUCAUGAAUUGGAUAAGAAGCUCCUACACAAAUCAAGAAAAUAUAGUGAGGUAUAAAAAUAAUUGCAUAAAAAUGAUCCGGGGCUUUGUGAAGAUAUUGGACACAUUAUUGAAGAUUCCUCACCUCUCUAACUUGCAAGUAAAUCGGUCAUGCCUUGUCCAUGAUCUUUUACCAUUUCUAGAAGAUUUGAAAUUGUCCAAAUGUCCAGUGUAUGAGUUAGUAUUUGAUAUGCUAUUCUCUCAACAGGCCAAGUCUUCUUCUACGGAUGUCAUUGUUUCUCUAGAACUGUUGGUCACAACGUUCACUAUAGGAAACAUCAACAAACUCAAUCUACAAUUAAUCAAUUCAAGUGAUAGAAUCAUAAAGGAGGAGAGAGUGUUUGAAUUAAUCAAGCGUAUCACAUUGACCAGUCGACCUGAAUCCUUCUUAUUCGUGAAGACUAUUGUAUCUUGCAUUGCCAGUACUAGCAUCGUUGCGAAAAGACUUUCAAAAUCCCAUUUGUUAUUGCUUGAUCAUUUCACUGUUUUUUUGAGGGAUGCUACUCAUGACGAAGGUUCGCACGCUUCAGCUUUUGUCGUGUUAAAUCAGCUUCUCGAAAUAUUCAAGCAUUUCAAUCAAACUAAAAGGAUCAGAAAUUUGUCAAACAUAUACUUCGGCGUGGGCUCCAGAUUUAAAGCUUUUGAAGCAUGCAAGUUAACAAUUGAUCUUGAGACGCUCAUUUACUUGAAAGAUCCUUCAAAUGGCAAUCUUGAGUACUUGCAACUCAAAUUGCAAAAGCUUUUAAAUUGCAUUCAUCAAAAAGAUCAGGUAUCAGCAUUAUUGACAAAUUACUUGAAAAUAAUAGAGACAAGUGAGCUGGCAGUAAAUCAACAAACUGUACUGGUCAUUGCAAGAAAUAUUCUCAAUUCGCCUGAUCUUGCAAUUCCAUUACUAAGCUCCAGCAUGUUCACUAACAAAUUCAAAGCAUUGGUAGCUAUCCAACUCUUCAAAUACUUUGAAAAAUCAGGAGACUGCCAGCAAAAGACUUGUGCCGCCAAUGUCUUGAUGCAAGCUUUGAUAAUUGAUGAGAAGCAAUUGAACUGUAUGAUCCACUUCCACUAUUUCAAUAUCAACGGGUUGAAUGAAUUGGUUAUAGGGGAAGAUGAAACUUAUAUUGAUUAUGAGUAUUCUAUGGUGUCUGCCGGUCUAUUGGUGCAUCAUCUUAUUCACUUUAAGUGGGAAAACUCGAAGAUGGAAAAGGUUAUUGCCAUGUGUGUAAAAUGGGUGGAAACUGAAUGUGCCGAUUCUGUCGACACUUUCAGUUUGGAAGUAUUCAAGUUUGUUUUGUCAUUUUUGAUGCAUAAUGGAUUAACUGGCCAAGUUUUAAUCUUGAUAAGGAAGUUCAAAAGUGCUGUUUCAUCUUCUGAAAUUGAUCUUUGGUUGCAAAAACAAGUAUAUGUAUGCCUUUCAAAAUUAUGCCUCUGGGAUGAUUUGUCUAGCUGCAUUUCUCAAUGGAACCACUUACUCAAAACUGGGGGAAUAAGUUCACUACAUGAAAUAAUGAGUUUUAAUAUGGCACAACUUGAUUAUUUGGUGUCUAUUAACAAUUUUACUUCAGCCAAAGAAAAGUUCACCAAAACACUAAAGGUACUAAAUUCUAGGCCAGAAUUUGACCUAGAUAAUGAUAAUAAGUUGUCGAUGAUCCAAAAGUUGAAGAAUUUAUUACUACUUGCCACAUUUCAAUUGCGUUCUUCAUCACUCAAUUCACAAUUGCAAAAGCACGCAGAUUCAUACAUGAACUUGAAGGUUUGUAUAAAGUUACUUUACUCCAUAAUGAAGAGUACAUCCGCCAACAUUUCGAAAGACAUUCAUCUAGAGCUUAAGUGGGAAACAACGACACUUCUAUUCGAAGCAUACAAAAAUAUAUUGAAUACUUUGAAAAGACUAGGAGUGUCCAGAGAAUUCAUAUAUUAUUUGAAUGAGUUUAAAAAGGUUAAUGGUGCCAGUGAUAUUCCCUUGAUUAAUUGUUUGAAUCACUUACAAUUGACACUUUACAGCAUGCUUAUCAAGAACGAGGAUGGAUCUUCAACUCAUUUUGCAAAAGCCAUGGAGUUCACCAAGCAUACUUUGGUGCAAGAGAACCAUUCAGUGAUCGUUUGCAAGAACAACUUGAUGAGGCUAGCCCAUGGGGAUUCAUUCCCCUCCUAUAAAUCAUUAAGUAUGCUUAGUGAUUAUAUUUUGGAACGUCUUCAUACGAAAGAUGACAAUUUUGAAACUGAUUGCUACUACUUGACUUCAAUAUUAGAAGAAAUCAAUUUGGAUGAUAAGGAAUUGAAAAAAUCUUCACCAGGGAAUGGUUCUUUUAUUUCAGUAGUCAUCUCCUCUAAAAGCUUAAUCAAAAAUUCCAUCAAAGCAUUAUUACAGAAUCCGAUCUACAAUCAACUUGACAAAGCGGUAAAAACAAUUCCCUCGAUUAUUAGUGAUGGUUUGACAGAUUUGAAUUCAAUCAGCAGAGAGAUUAUAGAUGAACUCAUCCAGUACAAGGAAAUCUUGCUCUCCAAUGUUGCACACAUAUCAAAAUUGACAGCCUAUGAGCUUGACUACUAUUCUAAAGUGUUCAAUCAAUGUCUCUCAGCACUAUCAUCCUUAACUAUAUUCAGAAUGGAAACAACGUUAUUGGUUGACUUAUAUUAUCUUCAAGAAUUUGCGGCAUGCCUUCCCUUCAUGAAUGAAAAGCUAAUUAGUAACAACUUCAAUGGGCCUACUGAUCUUCUUCCCAAGGAAAUUUCAGAUCCAAUCGAAGCUGAUAGCUUUUCUAAACUGUCCAUGGCUUUCAAUAUCGACCUAAAUCUAUAUUUGCCUGAUGGUUGGUCUAUUGUAACAGUCGAUGUUUGUGGUAGUAGUGGUGAUUUAAUUUUGUCCAAAUUCGUAAAAGGGCACCAUCCAUUCUUUCUAAGACUUCCAUUAAGACAAUCAAAUGGGAAUAUUCAGUCUUUCGAGGAUAUUAAAGAGCUGUUUCAAGAAAUCAUAAAACAGAGUAAUUUGUCAACAAAGCGAGCUACUACUUCUAAAAUCACUACCAAAGAAGACAGGAAAUCUUGGUGGAAGUUGAGAUUUGGAUUGGAUUUGAAAAUGAAGCACUUGUUGGAAGAUGUUGAAAAUCAUUGGAUAGGUGGUUUUCAAGGCAUAUUCUAUGAAUUUGAACAGGAUUUGAUUUUUGAAAAAUUUAAAAUUGACCUUCUUAAGGUAAUCAAUACUUAUCUUCCCACUAGAAAGUUAGUGGCAGAUGCAAGGUUCAUGGAGCUCGACGAUCAUUUCAUAAAAAUAUUUUACUCUUUGAAGGGCUAUGUCAAAGAACAAGUGGAUGACUUAUUGUAUUAUGUCAUUGAUACUCUUACUUUUCAUGGUGAGAAGAAUGAGUAUCAUAAAAUAAAUUUCGAAAGGUUGCACAAGAGCAUCGAAAAAUUGUUUGACAAAUAUUUUAAUUUAAGAUCAAGAACAAGAGGUAAGAAUCAUGUUGUGUUAAUUCCUAGUAAGGAAUGUGCAUUUUUUCCUUGGGAAUCGAUGCACUGUAUGAGAGGAAUUUCAGUUUCAAGAAUGCCUUCUACUAAACUUUUAUUGGAUCUACUUAAAGGAAGGUCAGAAUUUUCAAUCGAUAUCUCAUCUAAUCUAUACUACGUGAUAAAUCCGAGUGGGGAUUUAGUUCGCACACAGCAAAAACUAGGACCCGGAUUCAAGGAGAAUCAAAGUUGGCAUGGUUUAAUAGGUGAAAAGCCGCAAGAAGAAUCAUUCCUCUCGAACUUGUUCAACUCCAACUUGUUUGUUUAUCUGGGUCAUGGAGGGUGCGAUCAAUACUUCCGAACAUCGUCAUUAUUUAAAAAAUGCUUACCCGAUGGGCCCAGAUUACCACCAAGCUUACUUAUUGGAUGUUCUUCAGGAGUGUUGCAAAUGAAUGGAUUAUUGCAACCGACCGGAAAUGUGUAUAAUUGGUUGGUUGGUGGUUGUCCUAUGGCAUUAGUAAAUCUAUGGGAUGUCACUGACAAGGACAUAGACCAGUUCAGUUUAUCGGUGUUCGACAAAUGGGGUCUUUUCAACGGGAAUAAAGACCUUAAUAUUAGUGAAGCUAUUCAUCAAAGUAGAGAGAGCUGCAACUUGGCAUAUUUGAACGGUGCUGCACCAGUCCUAUAUGGAUUGCCAUUCUACAUCAAAUAA